Molecule: messenger RNA, 2472 nt
Organism: Melampsora larici-populina 98AG31
Lineage: Eukaryota; Fungi; Basidiomycota; Pucciniomycetes; Pucciniales; Melampsoraceae
Exons: 4
Coding region: 1-2472 (823 amino acids)
Biological process (GO): tetrahydrofolate biosynthetic process
Cellular component (GO): mitochondrial envelope
Molecular function (GO): dihydroneopterin aldolase activity; dihydropteroate synthase activity; 2-amino-4-hydroxy-6-hydroxymethyldihydropteridine diphosphokinase activity
Source: RefSeq, a predicted model, not a curated record
AUGUCAUUUGAACCUUUUCGACCAACUCAACGUGACUGCAUCAUACUUCGAUCAUUAUCCAUAAGCCCAACUAUAAGUCCCACCACAUGGUCAACUUCUAAUUCUAAACACACCCCAAUACCUGAAGCUCAACCUGCUCUUCUUCAUGCAAGAGUUUUACCUAGAUCUGGAUUUCCAAUUUCUGCAAAAUUAGAUUUACUUGAUUCAGAUACAAUAUCAUAUGCUAGUAUUGCAAAAGCAUUCAUUGAACAUAUCAACUCAACUCAAUCAAUUUAUUUUAGAGUAGAAUUAUUGAUUGAAGAUUUGGCUAAGAUUGCUCUUUGGGAUUGUGGAUGUGAUGAAAUUGAUUUAGGAAUCGAAUUGACAAACGGAGUUUUACAAGGAAAAAGUUCAGGAUUAGUGAUCUCAAGAAACCGAUUGGAUUAUCACUUUGAACCAAUCAUUAACUUAUCAUCAUCUAUCAAACCUCAACUAAAGCAUCAAGUAACAUCAACAUCAGCAAAAGAAGAUAGAUUGAUCUUAAAAGACUUACGGCUAAGUUGUAUUAUUGGAGUACUCGAUCAAGAAAGAUUAGAAGAACAAACUGUACUGGUUAAUCUUAUUUGUUGGCCUACAAGACUUGCUGGAACGGAUUACGAACUUCAAACUAUCGAAAGUCAUCUUGACAUGGGCAUCGGUCUUCAAGCCCUAGCAUCAGCGACCAUAGGUUAUGUUAAGAAAUCUUCAUUCUUUACAGUCGAAGCUUUGGCAACUUCAUUGGCAGAUACAUUGCUCUCACUUCAGUAUCCUAACUCUACAUCAGUAGACCAACCAAGGAAACAGCCGAUCGAAAAGGUUACUGUUCGAAUAGAAAAACCUUCAGCGAUCGCAUUUGCUCAGGGCGCUGGAGUCGAAGUGACGCGUUGGGGAAACAGACGCCCUCAUGAACUUAACAAAUUGACUGUAGAAAACAACAUCACAGGCCCCAAGUGGGGCUCAGCUUCAAAUCUUCAAAUCGGUUCUCGUUCACUUACAUCCUCAUCUUCACCUUCACAAGAACUUGACGAACCAAAUCAUAUAGUUUAUAUCGGCUUAGGCUCAAACAUGGGGGACCGACUUGAAAAUAUUUCUUCAGCUUUAGAUCGACUUUGUGAACCAUUAGAAUCAGGAGGUGCGAAUGCUAAAUUACUAGACACAAGUUUUAUGUAUGAAAGUGAACCUAUGUAUGUGGUGAACCAAUCGCCAUUCCUCAAUGCCGCUUGUAAGAUUUCAACCCCACUAGAACCUUUUGAUCUUCUCAAUGUUUUGAAAUCUAUUGAAAAACAUUACGGUAGAGACCUUCAUACAAACCAACGUAAUGGACCAAGACCUAUCGAUCUGGAUAUCCUAUUAUUUAAUUCAAACAUCAUCAAUGCAGAAGAUUUAAAAAUACCUCAUAUUGGAAUCCCAAGUCGACAAUUUGUUUUAGAACCAUUAAACGAUAUUGCUGCUCAUCUAUUACAUCCACAACAUCGUCUUACUAUUGGUUCUCUUUUAUCACGUCUUACAAAAUCAGAACCAUCAUCAGUGAAUCGAAUCCAUCCAAUCCAUUCCCGAACCCAACCAGAUUCCCCAACCCUAGAUCUUUCGAAAUCGACCCAUCUAAUGUCAAUCUUAAAUUGUACACCUGAUUCAUUUUCAGAUGGAGGCAUAUCUUUCGAAGCAUCUGAUGCGAUUCAAAAAGCUCUUGAUCAAAUCAAGAAUGGUACAGAUAUCAUUGAUAUUGGUGGGAUGUCAACCAGACCUGGUGCAGAUGAAGUUUCAAGCCCAGAAGAGAUUCGUAGAACGAUACCUGUGAUCGAAGCUCUAAGAAAAACUCAUGCUGUUAAAUGUCAUAUUAGUAUUGAUACUUUUAAGUCAGAUGUCGCUAGAGCUGCUCUACAGGCUGGAGCAACCAUGGUGAAUGAUGUAUCAGGUGGUGAAGCAGAUCCGAAGAUGCUCUCAACUGUAGCAAAACUAGGCGUACCAAUUGUCUUAAUGCACAUGCGUGGUGAUUCAAAAACAAUGAACAAGAUGAUAAACUAUGGAGAAGAUAUUUUAAAAGGAGUUCAAAAAGAAUUAGAAUCAAGAGUCUCGAAAGCCAUCCAAGUAGGUAUCAAACGUUGGAACAUCCUUCUUGAUCCUGGUUUAGGUUUUGCAAAAGAUUCGAAUGGAAACUGUAUACUGAUCAAUCGAUUAAGUGAAUUAAAUCAACAUGGAAUUUUAAAACAUUUUCCAAUCCUUAUUGGUCCAUCACGUAAAAAGUUUAUAGGUGAUUUAAUUUCAAGAAAAUCAGAUGGAAGUCAAGAAUCAAACAUGGAGAUCGUACCUGCUCAAGAUCGAGUCUUUGGUACGGCUGCUGCUUGUGUGAUGUCUAUGAUGGGAGGUGCAAGAGUUUUAAGAGUUCAUGAUACUAAAGAAAUUAAGGAUGUUAUCAGAGUAGUAGAUGGGAUUCGACGCUCUCACUUACGGUGA